AUGUCAGCGAAUUUAAGACUAUCCUGGGCUUGCGACUUUGAUCGUUUGAAGGAGUUUCUAAAGAGUGACCUAGAGUUGCAAGGAAGCUGGUCAUCCCCGGCGGACGAGAAGAAACUUUUCGUGUCAAACAACGUUGAGUUGCUUUGGUGCAAAAACAAAAAUUUCCUAAAGAUCAAUGGAGAGGAUGCAAAUCGCACAAAACGUUGUAUGAUCAACGCUAUGUUUACGAGUUUAAACCUCGAUAGUGUCAAGUCUAGUAUGGACAUGGCUACUAACACCGAUAACUGCUUCAACGAAAACCAACCAACAAAACAUCAGUGUACUGGUUGUGAAUGUUCGAAGCUAUCACCAGGCUUGGAGGGUUUGAAAUUAGACUUGGUUGUUUUGGAAUCGAAACUCAGCCAUAAAAUCCAAGCCAUGGACAACCAUAUAUUACGCAUGAACGAUUGCCGACUAAAAGAGCCGAAAAUCAUGCAAAUAUCGAAAAUAUGUUGA
Paramuricea clavata is the source of this 495-nucleotide messenger RNA. The record is from the annotation of a GenBank genome assembly. Lineage: Eukaryota; Metazoa; Cnidaria; Anthozoa; Malacalcyonacea; Plexauridae.